UGUCAGGCCUUUGGAGUGCUGAGUGAGCAGUGGGUCGCCAAAAACAGCUCAGAGGGGCAAGGGGAGUACAGCGGGGACACAGAGAGGAACAGACGGUGUCAUGGGAGACUCUGGAGACGGAACCAAAAUGGCCAGUAAAGUGAUGGAUCUGAUCUACUGGAAGGAUACGGAGAGAACCGGUGUGGUGCUCACAGGGAUAGUGGUGGGCUUACUGUCCUUGUUCCAGCUCAGCAUCAUCACCGUGGUCUCCACGGUCUCCCUGGCGGUCAUGUGCUUCACCAUCUCAGUGCGCAUCUACUACCAGCUCCUUCACGCCCUCAGCUGGGGAGAUGGACAACAUCCCUUCAAGUCGUAUUUGGACCUGGACAUCAGUUUCACUGGAGAGCACGCUGACUGCCUCAUGCGGAAAGCCAUCGUAAUGACUCUGUCUGCCGCUGACACGAUGAAGAACCUCUUUUUUGUUGGAAACCUUUUUGAAUCCCUAAAGUUCCUCUUUCUGCUGUACCUCGUGACGUACCUGGGGCACCUGUGCAAUGGCCUUACUCUGCUCAUCAUCAGUGUGAUUGUUUUAUUUUCCCUGCCACUUUUCUAUCAGCGGCGUCAGGAGGAAAUGGACGGCUACAUUGCAAAAGUCCAGGGCCGCAUUGACAGCAUCAAGGACACUCUGCAAAGACUCGCCACGGGUGGCGGCCCUCCAGCUGACUCAACUCCUGGCGGUGCCAAGCCCAAAGGCCAGUAAACACUUGUGGACGCCGACUCUCAGAGACGCUACCAGUUACAGACGGUCACUCGGAUGUCUUACUCACCAGUCUGCACUCAGAGCUCCAGAGGACAAUGCUCCAGACUCUGGGAAUGGGAAGGGGGGGUCGUUUAAAACAGCAAUGAUGAAGAUGACAUGUGGUACUGUAUUCUCUUACUGUAUCCAAGUAUUUAAGUUCUAGCGAGUAGAAGACGGGGUUGAGAUCAUUGUGCACCAUGAAACCAAGUUGUAACAAUCCUGGAUGAAACAUUUGCUGCUGUUGUCAGAGAGGGACAUUACCUUUUAGAAAUUUUGUUUUUUUUAAAACGAAUUGAAAAAAAAAAAAAAAACAGACUCAAGAAGUGUCUUAGAUGGAGCUGUCGUCCAAAUGAGGUACCAAGACCACAAGUGGGAAGUUCUCACACCGACAGCGAUACACCUGGGAACAGGGAAGUGAGUUGUUACGGUGAUUUAUAUGAUAAGACAAAAAAAAACAAACAGGGUUAAUCAGUAACCGUGGCAGCAUAAAACUGGAAGCAUGUGUGAGCACAUGCACAUUUCUGAAUGCAUAUUCAUUGUCAUGACUGUUUCUCUGUGUGUCUGCAAGUGUGUGUGUGUGAGAGAGAGUUUGAGUGUGUGUCUCAUUCGUGACAUCGUGCUGAAAGUACAUAUGAAAGUACAUAUGAAAGUCCUGCCCACAAACCAUUAAAGUCACAAUUCUUCUUUAUUUUCCAAA
This is a messenger RNA of Cololabis saira (Pacific saury), 1475 nucleotides long. RefSeq names its product reticulon-2-like. The record is from RefSeq and is a predicted model, not a curated record. The transcript has 7 exons. Bases 101 to 739 code for a protein of 212 amino acids. NCBI's taxonomy places the organism in Eukaryota, Metazoa, Chordata, Actinopteri, Beloniformes, Belonidae.